Cuscuta campestris is the source of this 2696-nucleotide messenger RNA. Lineage: Eukaryota; Viridiplantae; Streptophyta; Magnoliopsida; Solanales; Convolvulaceae. The record is from the annotation of a GenBank genome assembly.
AUUUCUACGAAGAGGAGGAUUAUCUUCGUCUAUUUCUUCGAAGGUCAUGGCUGGUUUUUGGUUACACUAUGACCCUGUCUAAAUGGAGUCCCUCUCUCUCCCAAGAAAUGGAAAAUCCAGUCAUGCCUAUCUGGAUUGCUUUUCCAGAUCUCCCCAUCCAUCUUCAUGAUAAGAGAGCUCUCCAUCUUAUCUCCUCUUCCAUAGGCACCCCUCUGAAAGUUGAUUUCAACACUCUAAAUUUCUCUCGGCCAGGCUUGGCAAGAUGUUGUGUGGAGGUGGAUAUCUCUAACCUCCCUCCGGCGAAGGUCCUCAUUAAUCAUGGGGGAGAGGAGCUUAUUUUCCCUUUCUACUACGAAAAUGUUCCCCUUUUUUGUAAGACCUGCAAAGGAACAGGUCACACUAUUGAGACAUGCGCUCACCGGAAAAUCCCACCGGAGAAGGAUAAUCAUAAGAGGGAGGCAUUUUCAAAGAAGGGUGCUAGGGACAACCAGGUACAGGCCAAAGAGGAUAAAAUUGCUGAACAAUGGCAACAGGUUGUUUCCAAAAAGGGUAAGGACAAAUUGCCAGUUAAUGGGGCAGGGAAGUUAGAGUGGCGGGCCAAACAUGCACCAAUUAUUCCUGCUUGGAACGAAGGGCCAGACCCAGAUAAAACUGACAAUAGCAUGGCCAUAGUCCCCUUUGAAGGAUUUUCUCUCCCAGAGGAUGAUGUACCAGACGUUAGUUUUUUCAAGGAGCCAGAAGAUAUUGACGAUCAACUAAAACAACUGGAUGCCCUCCUCUCCAGGGAGGACUUCCCUCAUUUAAAGGAUUCUAUCUCCCAGAGCCCCAAGGAUUUCAGCUCUCGAACUAAGGAUGUUAAAGAUGCAGAAAUCAGGGCAGAACAAGCAGAAGAAAAACUUGAACAAGAGGACUCACAAAUAAACCUACUGGAAUUCAAACUUGCCACAACCCUUCUCCAACAAGCCCUUAAAAAGGAGGAGAGUUUUUGGGCUCAAAAGGCAAAUAUAAGCCCACCUGUUGGUCAUCUUUUAAUGGGUAACCUUAGGGCAACUCACUUCUCUGUAUUGGUAAAUGGCCAGCCACAGAGUUUUUUCCCCAUGAAAUGUGGAGUUAAGCAGGGAGACCCCCUCUCCCAUCUUCUCUUCAUCAUUGCCUUGGAAGGUCUAUCCAGGUUCUUAAAUCAUCAAUUCUCCCGUGGAUAUAUUUUACCAUUCUCAGCGGGAAGGAACCCCACACCAUGUCAUCUUCUUUAUGCUGAUGACAUCAUCCUUUUCACCAAAGCAGAUAGCACGAAUCUAUUGAGACUUAGGGAACUUCUCUCCCUUUUCAUGAAGGCAUCAGGAAAGGAAAUAAAUUACUCCAAAAGCCAAGUUAUAGUCCAUGAAAGAAUGAAGGCUGAGCAGCAAAACCAGAUUAGAAAAAUCCUGUCCAUCAGGUGUCACACAAAGGAAUUUACCUACCUUGGUUCUAAUAUUGUCAAGGGUAAACUGAGGAAGGUUCACUGCAAGGUUGAAAAAUUUGAGAAAAAAAUAAAUGCUUGGUACAGCAAGAAACUCAAUAUGAUGGGGAGGCUCAUUCUCAUCAAACACGUGCUAUCCUCAAUUCCUUUACAUCUUAUGGCUGCACAAAGAAUUCCUAAAUCAAUUCUCAAAAGUUUGAAUAGACUUAUGGCGAACUACUUCUGGGGAAUAAACGAAGAAGGUCCAAAAUAUCACUGGAGAAAAUGGGAAAAACUCUCUUUUCCAUUCGAGGAAGGAGGCCUAGGACUUAGAAACAUCCUCAAUAGCCAGAAUGCAGCUUACAUAGAUCUGUGGUGGAAGGUAAUUACUGGAAAUUCCAUCUGGGGCAAAUUUAUGAAGUCUAAAUAUUUCAGAGAUGGAAUCUUCUCCCCUAAGAUCUAUGACUCAUACACGUGGAAGGCUAUUUGCAAGAUCUCCCCUUUGGUCCUUCCACACUGCAGUUAUCAUGGUGAAGAUGUGGCAUGGCUAUCAGGGACAUACAGCUUCAAAAUUGCCUACUCUCUCACGUUUGAACACAAGCCAAGAAUGUUCACUUCUGUUUAUUACAAUGAUGACAAAGUCACUAAUUCGAUUGAGAUGAUAUUCAUGGACGAACAUGUUAUCAUAUAUCUUAUCAAGCUGUCUGUUAAAGAUGAUUCUAGAACAACCACAUUUGUUUUAUUUGACUGUGAGGCGUCCAAUAUUUUGAAUAUAUCCUGUGCAGAAUUGAUGGAAAAAAGUGAUUUGGCUGGAAGUUUUGAAAAUCCAAAAGAGUUUGAUGACCUCUUGCUUGGGAAGACGUAUAUUUUCAAAGUUGAGACGGAUAAGACUAUCGGGUAUUCAACUGAUGGGAAGACAAACACAGAAGUCUUUUUAGUUGGCAAGCCUUGCGUAAAGAAUUUAAUUGUGGACUUUGUGGAAUCUCAAGAUAGUCAUCUGACACAACCUAGAGAUGAUGUGAUCAAUCUUACACCCAUGAAAAGAAUGCAAGAGGAAUUGAAUAACGUUAGAGAUGGAGAUGACUCCGUCAACAAGACGAGGAGUGUUAAGAUUGAAAAAAAUUAAUCAUUAUUGUUGUUUCUUCAUUCGAGUGUUCUGAGUUAAUUGUUGAAUUUCAUUACUAUAUACUUUAAGUUUUAUUUUAAUAUUUGCAUGAAUAAUGUUGUUGGUUUUGAAUAAUGAAUUUUAUUACACCUA